Messenger RNA from Miscanthus lutarioriparius, 3282 nucleotides. The record is from the annotation of a GenBank genome assembly. Lineage: Eukaryota; Viridiplantae; Streptophyta; Magnoliopsida; Poales; Poaceae.
AUGUGGGAUGCGAGGGCUCCGCAGCUCCGGCGGCGGGGCCAGGGCGUCGUCAUCUCCCUCCUCCUCCUCCAUCUGCUGCUGCUGCUCCUCCUUGCAGGCGCCGCCAGCGGCCAGCAGCAGGUCCAGCCGCCGCCGCUGCCCCCUGUGCCUCCCGCUGACCUGCCGGACGUGGAGAGGCAGCUCAACAACCUGACCGACAACGUCGCCGUCACAAUCUCCGACAAGUUCAGCUUCUGCGUCGCCGACGCGAAGGAGGAUUGGAACGAGGCGUUCAACUACACGUCCGACCUCAGCUUCGUGGAUCGCUGCCUCACGGAGACCCGAGGCGACCUGCCUCAGCGUCUCUGCACACCCGAUGAAGUCAAAUUCUACUUCUCAAGUUUGUACGACCGUGAUGGCGACAAGAACAUCAACCUCAAGACAAACAUAAACUGCAACAUAUCUUAUUGGGAGAAGGGGUGCGAUGCAGGAUGGGCUUGCGCCACCAAUCCGGUUCAAGAUCCCAGGAACCGUGGUAGCAACGGUAUCCCGCUGAGAACAAGCAACUGCCAAGCGUGCUGCGAGGGAUUCUUCUGCCCCCGCGGUCUUACUUGCAUGCUCCCUUGUCCACUAGGCUCAUACUGUCCACGUGCCACGGCGAAUCAGACAACUGGUCUUUGUGAUCCAUACAAGUAUCAGAUAACUCCAAACACGACUAAUAGCUGUGGAGGUGCUGACAUGUGGGCUGAUAUCCAGAGCACUGAAGAGAUCUUCUGCCCAGCUGGUUUCCACUGUCCAAGCACAACAAAAAAAGAUAAUUGUAGCAGUGGGCACUAUUGCAGAUUGGGUUCCACCGCUGAAGAGAAGUGCAUAAUAAAGGGCUCCUGUGAUGAAAACACAGAGAAUGAAAACAUCAAAAUUCUUGGAGCUUGCAUAGUGGGUGCAUUGUGCCUUAUGCUUCUUAUCAUAUACAACUUCUCUGACAAAUUCCUCAGCAUCCGCGAACGGAGGAAAGCAAGAUCAAGGGAGAAUGCCAUUCAGCUGGCUCGGCAGCAGCUGAAGACGCAAGAGGGAUGGAAGGCCGCAAAACAGUUUGCAAGGAGGCAUGUGAAUGGUAUGCAGGGUCAUCUUUCACGCACAUUUUCACGAAGGAGGUCAUUUCGUCAGCAGGUAGACCCAGAAAAGUCUAGCCACAGGGUGCAGGAAGCACCACUGAUGAGUCAGGUCCAUAUGCAGGAAAUGUCAGAUUCUGCUGUGUUUGCUUCUCAGAGCACAAAUGAGAUAACAGAAGUAAUGCCAUCAGUUAUUGUCGAUGUCAGUGAUGAUGGAGAAGUUGUUGCCACAAAGGAAAAGCCUGUGCCAAAAGGAAAGCACAGAUCAACCCAUACACAAGUAUUCAAGUAUGCAUAUGGCGAGAUCGAGAAGGAGAAAUUCCAGCAACAGGAGAACAAGAAUCUAACCUUUACUGGUGUGAUUGCCAUGGUGAAGGAUCAGCAGAAGGAGAUAACUAGACCUUUGCUCAAGGUUGAGUUCAGGGACCUGACUUUGAUGCUUGGAAAGAAGAAGCUGCUGAGAUCUAUCAAUGGUGAACUCCGGCCAGGGCGUGUAACUGCUGUCAUGGGCCCAUCAGGGGCUGGCAAGACCACGUUCCUCAAUGCCGUUACUGGGAAGGUGAGCGGCUACAAGAUGACGGGUUCUGUCCUUGUUAAUGGAAAGAACGUUAAUAUCCGUUCUUACAAAAAGAUCAUUGGAUUUGUGCCACAAGAUGACAUUGUUCAUGGAAACUUAACAGUGGAGGAAAACCUUUGGUUCAGUGCAAAGUGCAGGCUAUCUGCAAGCAUGAAGCAUCGUGACAAGGUGCUCAUAGUGGAGAGAGUAAUAGAUUCUCUGGAUCUUCAGGGAAUCAGAAAUUCAUUGGUUGGCACUGUUGAAAAGCGUGGGAUUUCUGGGGGGCAGAGGAAGCGUGUCAAUGUGGGCAUUGAGAUGGUGAUGGAACCAUCCCUUCUAAUCCUGGAUGAACCAACAUCUGGCCUGGAUAGCUCCUCAUCACAACUUCUCCUCAGAGCUCUUCGGCAUGAGGCGCUCGAAGGUGUCAAUGUCUGUGCUGUUGUUCAUCAACCGAGCUACACAUUGUACAACAUGUUCGAUGAUUUGAUACUCCUUGCAAAAGGAGGGUUGAUGGUUUAUAAUGGCCCAGUAAAGACGGUUGAGGAGUACUUCACAACUCUUGGAAUCCAUGUUCCUGACCGCGUAAAUCCCCCAGACCACUACAUUGACAUUCUUGAGGGCAUUGUGAAGCCUGAGUCUGGCAUCAAAGCGAAGCACCUACCAGCGCACUGGAUGCUACACAAUGGCUAUGAAGUACCAAGUGACAUGAAAGAUGAUGUCAAGGAAAUUGGUGAACAAACCCCACAAUUCAGGUCCAGCUCCUCAAUAUCUGGUUCAACCCCUCACUGCCUCCCAAUCAGAAAUGCGUUUGCAGAAGAGCGUGACCGUCUCGAACAGCAUUUAUCAAAACCAAAGGACUUAUCUAGCAGAAAAACACCAGGGAUAUUUAUGCAGUACAAAUAUUACUUGGGAAGGGUUACGAAACAGCGGCUGCGUGAAGCUAGGCUGCUCAUGGUUGAUUUCCUAAUACUAGGGCUAGCUGGUAUCUGCUUAGGGACGAUAGCAAAGCUCAGUGACAAAACAUUCGGAAUGCCUGGAUACAUAUACACUAUAAUUGCAGUUUCUCUACUGUGCAAGAUUGCAGCACUGCGGUCAUUUUCACUGGAGCGAUUGCAGUACUUUAGGGAAAGAGAAUCUGGGAUGAGCUCUCUGGCAUACUUCCUUGCUAGGGACACAAUUGAUCAUUUCAGUACUGUUGUGAAGCCGAUCAUUUACCUAUCUAUGUUCUACUACUUCAAUAACCCAAGAUCAACAAUUGGUGAUAACUACGUUGUGCUCUUCGCACUUGUGUAUUGUGUGACGGGGAUAGGAUACACUUUUGCUAUCUGCUUCAGUCCUGGCUCAGCACAGCUGUGUUCUGCACUUAUACCGGUUGUUCUAACUCUGUUAUCCACUCAAAGGAGUACUCCAACAUUUCUCAAGAGAUUGUGCUACUCAAAAUGGGCAUUGGAGGGCUUCAUAAUUGUAAAUGCCAAGAAGUAUCCUGGAGUUUGGCUUAUAACUCGCUGCGGCCUGUUGUUCCAGAGUCAAUUUGAUAUCCACAACUACAAGCUCUGUAUUUUGGUUUUGUUCAUGUAUGGUCUGUUCUUCAGGAUGGUGGCAUUUGCUGCAAUGAUUUUACUGAAGAAGAGAUGA